UGAUCUGAACGAUUAGGAAACUAUGGGGAAAAUGUGGGGCAUUUUAGUAUGUGUGGCUCUCUGGUACAGCAGUGUAAGCAAUGCUGCUGUAACCUCAUGGAAUCUACAAGCAGAAAAGCAACCUCAAAACCAGCAGCUUCCUGGAUCGUCUACUCAAUUUCCUUGGUUGUUAACACAGUUUCCUAGACCUGUUUCUGAUCAGCUACCUGGUUUGUCUUCACAGUUUCCCAGGCCAGUCUCUCAACAGCUCCCUGGCUCGCCUGUGCAGACCCCGGGCUCACCUGUGCAGCUCCCUGGAUCAUCAGUCCAGCUCCCUGGAUCAUCAGUCCAGCUCCCUGGAUCAUCUGCACAGCUCCCUGGAUCAUCAGUCCAGUUCCCUGGAUCAUCUGCACAGCUCCCUGGAUCAUCAGUCCAGCCAUUCCCUCAGCAGCUACCUGGCUCGCCUGUGCAGCUCCCUGGGCCAGUCCCUCAACAGCUACCUGGCUCCUUUUCUAUGCAGGUUUCUAGGUAUGGUCCCCUGCUGAGCGAUGCUACUAAAUGCCAACUGGAUGAUGCUGAUAAAAUUCCAUGUGGAGAACCUGGCAUAGAUGCUUCUCACUGCGGUGCUAUAAACUGCUGUUUUGAUGGCCAGCAGUGCUACUAUGGAAGAACAGUAACUGUCCAGUGCACAAUAGAUGGCCAGUUUGUGCUGGUAGUGGCCAGGGAUGCAACUCUUCCCAGGAUCAGCUUGGACUCCAUCAGCCUGUUGGGAGGAAGUGAUGGACCCUGUGGUGUUGCUGACUAUAAUGCUGACUUUGCUAUAUACCAGUUUCCUGUAACUGCUUGUGGCACAAGAGCAACGGUGCAAGGAGACUAUGUGGUCUAUGAGAACAAAAUGGUGUCUUCCUAUGAAGUUGGAGUGGGACCCCUUGGUGCCAUCACAAGAGACAGCCAUUAUGAGCUUUACUUCCAGUGUAGAUAUUCUACUACAAGCGUUGAAUCCCUGGCUGUUGCUCUUUCAUCCAAUGAUCCUCCUCUACCUGUAGUGGCUUCUGGUCCCCUCAGGGUAGAGCUGAGACUUGGCAAUGGACAGUGUGUCACAAAGGGCUGUGUGGAAGAGCAAGUAGCCUAUACCUCCUACUACACUGAGGCUGAAUACCCUGUGACCAAGGUCCUGAGGGAUCCUGUGUAUGUUGAGGUGCGCAUGUUGGCGAGGACCGAUCCCAAUCUGGUCCUGGUCUUGGGACGCUGCUGGGCAACCUCUACACCUAACCCCAACAGUGUUCCUCAGUGGGAUCUCCUGGUGAAUGGGUGCCCGUACAAGGAGGACCACUACCUGACCAAUCUGGUUCCUGUUGAUGGGUCAUCUGGACUUCCAUACCCUAGCCAUUACAAGCGCUUCGUCCUCAAGAUGUUCACUUUUGUGAAUCCUACUUCCAUGGCUCCUUUGAAAGAGAGGAUCUACAUCCACUGCAGUACGGCCGUGUGUUCACCGACUGCAGGUGCCACUUGUCAACCCAAGUGCAACAGGAGAAGGAGAGAUGUUGGUUCAGCUCUAUGGAAUUCCAAUCCUGUAUCGGUAGUCUCUAGUGGAGAAGUGAUCUACACACAGUAUUAAGUGAAGCCUCAUGAUACUGAAUAAAGUUGUCUUGAUUUCAAA
Molecule: messenger RNA, 1639 nt
Organism: Astyanax mexicanus (Mexican tetra)
Lineage: Eukaryota; Metazoa; Chordata; Actinopteri; Characiformes; Acestrorhamphidae
Product: zona pellucida sperm-binding protein 4
Exons: 10
Coding region: 23-1597 (524 amino acids)
Biological process (GO): binding of sperm to zona pellucida; prevention of polyspermy
Cellular component (GO): egg coat
Molecular function (GO): acrosin binding; structural constituent of egg coat
Source: RefSeq, a predicted model, not a curated record